UAACGAGACACGAUUUAGAGUCACGGUUUAACAAAAUGCAAACUGCUUCAGAAAAGCGGCAACGGACAGUUCCUCGCCGGCGUCUUUGAAAGUGUUACCGUGACGACGAAAGUCUUCGCAAUGGGACCCUGUGUUUAGUAUUUCCAGGUGGCGCGUGCGCGCGAACAAAGAAAGGACGUCCGGCCCUUCAAAGCUGCCGACAGUUAAGAUGAAGUUCACACAGCUGCUGCUCAAAAGCAGCGCAGCGGCUGGAAUUCCCAAACAGGUGGAGAGGUUUGCCAGGUUUUCCCCUUCGCCCCUGUCCAUGAAGCAAUUUAUUGAUUUUGGUUCCGCCAAUGCUUGCGAGAAGACCUCUUUUGUGUUCCUGAGGCAGGAGCUUCCUGUCCGUCUGGCCAACAUCAUGAAAGAAAUAGAUUUCCUACCUGACAAGCUCCUCAGCACACCAUCCUUAAAACUCCUCAUGAGCUGGUAUUCACUAAGUUUGCUGGAGAUUGUAGAGUUUUUAGAGAAAGAUCCAGAUGACAUGGAUGUCUUGAAAAACUUCACACAGACUCUGGUGAACAUGCGUAACCGACACAACAACGUGGUGCCCACCAUGGCUCAGGGUGUGGUGGAAUACAAGGAGGCCUUUGGAGUGGAUCCUGUCACAAACCAGAAUGUUCAGUAUUUCCUGGACCGGUUCUACAUGAGUCGCAUCUCCACACGCAUGCUCAUGAACCAGCACACAUUAAUCUUUGAUGGCAGCGUGAACCCGGCCCAUCCCAAACAUAUUGGCAGCAUUGACCCCACCUGCGACGUCGUGGAGGUUGUAAAAGAUGCCUGUGAGACGUCUAAGAUGCUGUGUGAGCAGUAUUAUCUGACCUCUCCAGAGAUGACCGUCACAGAAGUCAACUCCAAAAACCCUGGCCAGCCUCUCCACAUUGUCUAUGUGCCGUCACACCUCUCCCACAUGCUGUUUGAGCUCUUUAAGAACGCCAUGAGAGCUACAGUCGAGGCACACGAAUUGAGUCCAGCUUUGCCCGAGAUCAAAGUGCGAGUGUCACUGGGCAUGGAGGACCUCACUAUUAAGAUGUCUGACAGAGGAGGCGGAGUCCCGCUGCGGCUGAUCGAGCGUCUCUUCAGCUACAUGUAUUCCACAGCUCCCAGUCCUGUCCACAUCGACAACUCACGAAACGCACCACUGGCUGGGUUUGGCUAUGGCCUGCCCAUCUCCCGUCUGUACGCCAGGUACUUCCAGGGAGACCUGCAGCUCUACUCUAUGGAGGGUUACGGCACUUCAGCAGUUAUAUACUUGAAGGCCCUGUCCUCGGAGUCGGUGGAGAGACUUCCCGUAUUCAACAAGUCAGCACUGAGGCAUUACCGGGCGAGCACAGAGGCUGACGACUGGUGCCUGCCGAGCAAGGAACCGAAAAAACUGGGAAAGCAGGAGCAAAGUCACACAUGAUGAACCAAAAGGAGGCGCGAAGACACAAACACAAAGAUGUGCAGCGAGAAGGUGGGUGGUGUCAGUGGACUCACAAAAUGUUUGCAGGAUGUUCUCGGACCUAGACGAGGUUGAAACCUGCUCAACACGCCGCUGCGUUUGACAAGUCAUGUCCCUUCAUCAUUACGACGGUUGGUGUAAAGAGUCUCUCAGUAAUCCUCAGUUUGCCUCACGUUUAAACGGAUGACACUGUGAAACAAAGAAGCUGGCUGUUUUUGUGUUUAACAAUUAACCUUUUGACAUCCUGACGAUCCGGACUUUGAUAAAUAUAAUUGCAGAGUAAAGUUACAUUAUUAGCCUUUAAAUGUAUUCUUAUCAACGGUAAAUCAGGUUUCAGUCUAAAUGUGUGACAGCAUGAACAAAGCAAAGUCCACUCUGCCACAUUUUGCUUAUUGGGGCAUUUUUGUUACGUUUUUAUGCUGUUAUGAUGCAACAUCACUUCCACAGAUAACAGCACUGCUGAAUUUCACUGCCAGGAUUCUGUGUUUUUGAACUUCUUUCCUUCCUUGUGCCUUCACCUUGAAAUUUUAAAAUCUUGUCAAAUCCUGAAGACUGACACGGUAUUUGUUGCACUCGUUAAUAUUACGUUCAGCUGAAGUUCCUCAGUUCAACACAAAAGUUGGAUGUCUAAAUGUGAGUUGUCAGUUUUGAUUUUUUAAAUUCUAUUUGGAAAAAUGAGAUCAGCUGCUCUGGAGUUGUAGAAUCAUAGUAUUGUAGUAUAUUUGAAGUAAAUGUAAUACUUCUGAUACAGUUU
Messenger RNA from Thalassophryne amazonica, 2237 nucleotides. It is a transcript of the gene pdk4, whose product is annotated as pyruvate dehydrogenase kinase, isozyme 4. Gene Ontology annotation, molecular function: pyruvate dehydrogenase (acetyl-transferring) kinase activity. The transcript is spliced from 11 exons. Gene Ontology annotation, cellular component: mitochondrion. The coding region runs from base 209 to 1444 and encodes 411 amino acids. The record is from RefSeq and is a predicted model, not a curated record. NCBI's taxonomy places the organism in Eukaryota, Metazoa, Chordata, Actinopteri, Batrachoidiformes, Batrachoididae. Gene Ontology annotation, biological process: regulation of glucose metabolic process; protein phosphorylation.